Molecule: messenger RNA, 345 nt
Organism: Setaria italica (foxtail millet)
Lineage: Eukaryota; Viridiplantae; Streptophyta; Magnoliopsida; Poales; Poaceae
Exons: 1
Coding region: 1-345 (114 amino acids)
Source: RefSeq, a predicted model, not a curated record
AUGGAUGCUUACUACGCAGAAAUCUGCAAACUUGAGGUCCACUUCAAUGGUCUUGAGUUCCACCAUGUCCCCAAGGAACACAACAUUGCUGCCAACGUCCUAUCCAAUCUUGGCUCCAAGAAUGCACAAGUCCCGGUUGACGUCUUCAUACCAGAUCUCCAGAAACCUUCCAUCAAGAUUCUAGACCCAAACCAGGUCAACAACAGUACUGAGGCUCUAGCCGACCCAACUCCCACUGACAUCAUGAUGAUCGAGGUAGAAGAAGACUGGUGCGCUCUAUUCAUAGCCUUGAUCAUUGAUCAGCUGGCGCCAGAAGACAAGAUAGAAUAUGAGAAACUAGCAUGA